AUGGCUACCAUCCCUGGGGCUGAAGUUGCUCAGCAUAACACAAUAGAGUCCUGCUGGAUUGUGAUACAUGGUGCUGUGUGGGAUGUUACUGACUUCUUAAGCGAGCACCCUGGUGGUAGGGCUCUCAUUCUGAAAUCUGCUGGAGAAGACGCGACUACCUCCUACGACGAGGUCCAUGAACCAGAUUUAGUCACGAGGAUAUUAUCACCAGAAGCUUGUCUCGGCAUUGUGGAUGCCACCACACUUCCCCAGGAGGCGUCCAAGGCCCCAAAACAAGGACCAACCAAGUACCCCCCGCUAAAUACUGUGGUCAGCGUUGCCGAUUUUGAAAAGAUUGCCCAGUCCUUCUUGACGCCGACAGGCUGGGCUUAUUAUUCUUCUGGCGCCGACGAUGAAUACAGCAUUGAUGAUGCAUUCCGCAGUUUUCGCCAGAUCCUCCUUCGUCCCCGUGUGCUUCGUCAGGUCGAGCCGGUCUCCACUGGAACCACUAUCCUCGGCUGCCCUGUCUCUCUACCCGUCUACUUCAGUCCAACAGGUAUUGGGAGAUAUGCUCACCGCGACGCAGAGUGCAUCAUGGCCGCCGUGGCUGGUAAAGAGAGGCUGAUCUACUGUAUGCCCACGAGCGCGUCUUGGGAGUCGGUGUGCAACGCGCGCUCAGCACAAGACCAACCACUAUUCUUCCAAUUGUACACAGGCCGCGAUAGAGAGCAUACUAAAUCCGUACUGCGCUCAGUGAAAAACCUUGGGGUUGCUGCGAUCUUCCUCACUGUUGAUUCCCCCGUUCUUGGCAAACGGGAGCGUGAUGAUCGUGUUCGAGCCGCGGAUGGUGAGGACACAGUUACUGCAUCUGCAGGAGGUGUUGCAAAAGCUACUUCAAAAGGUUUGCUCAAUCCUUUGUUGUCUUGGGAUGACAUUGGAUGGAUCAGAGAUGCCACAGGACUCCCGCUUGUACUCAAGGGCGUCCAGACGGUGGAGGACGUGGUCCUUGCACACCUCCACGGGCUAGAUGGCGUUGUACUCUCCAACCACGGGGGUCGCUCACAGGACACGGCGCAGCCUCCAAUGACAACACUGCUGGAGAUACGUCGAUAUGCUCCGCAUUUGCUCUCUCCAAGCAUUCGCCCCAAAUUCCAGGUAUUUAUAGACGGCGGCGUUCGUCGUGGGACAGAUGUCAUCAAGGCCUUGGCUUUAGGUGCUACGGCAGUGGGUAUUGGACGCCCAGUGCUCUACUCUAUGUGCGUGGGGUAUGGGGAUAAAGGUUUACAUAGAUUGGUCCAGAUCCUGCGAGCGGAGGUAGAAACAAAUAUGGCGUUGGUGGGGGCUACGAAUGUGAAGGAGCUGGUGCCGGAAAUGGUGAAUACCGAGAGGGCAGAGGCUGGUGUGUCGCGACGAGUGAAGCUGUGA
Molecule: messenger RNA, 1404 nt
Organism: Fusarium sp. VM40
Lineage: Eukaryota; Fungi; Ascomycota; Sordariomycetes; Hypocreales; Nectriaceae
Source: the annotation of a GenBank genome assembly